Chara braunii is the source of this 4539-nucleotide messenger RNA. NCBI's taxonomy places the organism in Eukaryota, Viridiplantae, Streptophyta, Charophyceae, Charales, Characeae. The record is from the annotation of a GenBank genome assembly.
UUCAGCGGACCAUGAAUAUGACCUUCGCUGAGUUCGUUAACAAAACCCGACUGACCCAGCCCCUGAUCAAUUUCUGCGUGAUUGUGUACAUGGAUGAUAUUUUGGUCUUUUCAAAAACACACGAGUACCACGUGGAACACAUUGAGUGGGUUUUGCAUGCAAUGAAAGAUGCGGGGUUCAAAGUGGCCUUUAAGAAAAGUGAGUUCUUCUUGUCAGAGAUCUCAUUCUUGGGGUAUAUCGUCACGGUCGACGGACUAAAACCGGAUCCGAGGAAGGUGACAGCAGUUCAAGACGCCCCGGCGCCGGUCACACUCACCCAGGUUCGGGCUUUUCUAGGGCUGACAUCCUAUUACCGACGCUUCAUCAAGGGGUUCGCCGGCAUAGCGAAGCCCCUCACGAACCUGCUGAAGAAAGAGGAACAGCUGAUCUGGACGCCGGAAUGCGAAGUGGCGUUUGAGGCGUUGAAGGAGGCUCUGACAUUUGCUCCUGUGUUGGCGCGCCCCGACCCGACAAGACCAUUCGCACUGUACACAUUCUGGCAGCCUCAGGUGAUAUCGGCGGUGCUGACUCAGCACGACAAGGACAGAAGGGAGCACAUCAUUGAGUAUGCGUCCAAGACGCUGAGCCAGGCGCAGGCUAAUUACGAAGCGUGCAAAGGUGAAUGCCUGGCGGUGGUGUGGGGGAUUCAACAUUUCCGACCAUAUCUGUACGGCCAGAAAUUCGUGCUGGUUACGGAUCAUCAGCCGCUGCUGUCCCUACGCAACAACACGGACUACACGGGGAUGCUGGGCAGGUGGGCGGUGCGUCUGCAAGACUAUGACUUCGACAUCCGCCACCGUGCCACACGGCAGCAUGGUAACGCCGAUGGAUUAACGCGCCUUCUGCCGCCCAACAAGUGUCCCGCCAACGAGCGACUCAUUCCGUGGAGGCCAGAAGUCGCGGUGACGAAACCGCACGACGGGGAGUUACACAUGCUAAGGAGCAGGAUGAACCAUCGCCAGUCGGAGCAUGAGCCCCUCAAGCAUUUCCAGACACCGCUUGCAGAUCGCCUAUUGCGGCAUCGGUUCAAGGAGGAGAGGCAGUUGCGGUACGACAUUCAGCAGGUGAACGUGCCGGCGCCCGGGGUUGCGGAUUUGGCGGCGUACUCGCUGCUUUGCGAUCGGCUGACGUAUGCGGGGGUGUACGUGGACGUGACACAGUUGCCUGGACGGGAGACGACCCGAGUAUUCAUUGAGUUCCGCGCGCUCCAAGUGGCACCCAAUUUCGUGCACAGCGUCGCCACCUUCAUCGGAUACUUGACGAUCCUACCGCAGCCGAAUCGGGAGCCGACGUGCAGCUUUGUGCACGAAUACGCGCUCACGGAGGGCCCUUACCCCAUGCGCGAGUUCUCGGAGUAUUUGGUGGAACUAAAUGACGUGGAGCCGCUGCCCUUCGCCGACGAAGACGCGUGGGAGUUGCACCGUGUGCUGUACAAGUCGGUGGCGCUGGGGAUGUUCCGGUUCUUCGUGGAUUACGAAGACCAUGCUAUCGGGGAGCACUUCGUUGUUUACUACGUCAUCGCGCGGCCCAAGCCAGCGGAGAAGGAAGGGACGGUGGCGCUGUACCCCUUCGCCCAGCUCCAGACAAUCGAUCCGGGAUUGUUGCAGCUCCUACAUCUUGAGCUCCUCUCCAUUGCGCAAGUGAUCGCGAGCGAGGAGGAGGAGAUCCAACCACGAUUGCGGACGGCGACGGCCCCGCGGAGAACGUACAACGCGGUCGUCAUCCCGGAUUACAUUGCGCAACGCGUGGAGAGAUUGGAGGACUUCCCGGAGGAAAGGCCGUUGCGUCCUCCCUUGUCGUAUCCUCGACCAGCGCCACCGAAGGCCCCCAAGAAGACGCCGAAGAGGAAGAGACACCACCCGUCGCCAGGAGCGCAAGGCAGCAGGAUCGGCGGCGGCGAGGAGGUGAUUCAGCCCGCGCGUACGUGGAUUCCAGACCCUGUGCCUGGGAGUGCGGCGACGCUCGUUAAGGAGACUAUCGUGCCAUCGCCGCCCAUUCCGCGUGUGCCCGAUCUCAAUCUUGAUGGAGCCGGGCCAUCAGCAGCAGCAGCAGCCGGAGGAGGAAGCCGAAUGGGAUUUCCGAAUCCCAUAUCCAGACCCCCCGUCCUCGCGGGACCUUUCCGUAUGGCGUCUUCUCCUUCUCCUGCUUCUCGACGUUCCUCAAUUUUUGUUGGAGCCAUUGACCAAGGAACAACAAGCACGCGUCUCAUUCUGUACGAUGAGUCCAGGAAGGCCGUGGCUUCCCAUCAGCUUGAGCACAAACAGAUCUGCCCGAGAGCUGGCUGGGUGGAACAUGAUCCAGUGGAGAUCAUUAAGAACACACRCAUAUGUAUGGAGCAAGCCAUGGCAAAAGCUCGAUUGAAAGGGCUGCGCGUGGACGGGCGAGUACGCAGCAGUGGUAUAACAAAUCAGAGGGAGACGACAGUAACAUGGAGUCGGUCCACUGGAAGACCCCUGCACAAUGCCAUUGUGUGCAUGGACAUCCGAACAAGUGCCAUUUGCAAAACGCUCGAGCAAGAGUUGGAAGGAGGGAAGGAGCACUUCAGACCCAUAACUGGAUUGCCAAUCACCUCAUACUUCAGUGCGGUUAAGCUGAAGUGGUUGUUGACGAAUGUGAGGGAGGUAAAGUCUUUGGCAGAUGCUGGUGAUGCAUUGUUUGGCACCAUUGAUUCUUGGCUAAUAUGGAAUUUAACCCGCCGUUUACCUGCAUACGACACGUUGGUGUCACCGCCGUCAUCUCCGCCGUCAUCUCCACCGUCAUCUCCACCGUCAUCUCCUUCAAAACCUAAGAGAACAGUUUUUGUUGUUGCCGAUGCGAUUCGUAGUAGUACCAGCGGAGGAGGGGGAGGAGAGGGAAGGGGAGGAGAAGGGGUUCAUGUGACAGAUUGCUCAAAUGCAUCAAGAACAAUGUUGAUGGAUUUGAGAAAGAUGACGUGGGAUGCAGGAAUAGCAGACGCAYUGGGUAUUCCAAUGGGCAUGCUGCCGAAGAUAGUGAGCAAUGCACAGGUCUAUGGAGUGGUAGGAAAGGGGUGGCCUCUGGAAGGAGUACCUUUGGGGGGUUGCUUGGGUGAUCAGCAUGCUGCUCUGUUAGGUCAGUUGUGCACAAAAGGUGAAGCCCAGAGCACUUACGGAACCGGAUGCUUCAUCUUGUUAAACACAGGGGACUCGAUUGUCUCAUCCAGACAUGGCUUGCUUACCACCAUGGGUUUCAAGUUGGUACCGAAGGCAACACCGCAGUAUGCUUUAGAAGGCUCGAUAGCUAUUGUUGGUUCAGCUGUGCAAUGGCUAAGGGACAACCUAGGCAUCAUAACCAAGGCCUCCGAUGUGGAGGCCCUCGCCAACUCUGUAGCAAACACAGGGGGUGUAUAUUUUGUACCUGCUUUCAGCGGUUUGUUUGCCCCGUGGUGGCGGGAGGAUGCACGAGGAGUCUGUGUAGGCUUGACGAGGUACUCUACCAAGGCACAUAUUGCCAGGGCUGUGCUUGAGGGCAUUUGUUAUCAGGUGAGAGCUGUAGUGGAUGCUAUGCGGGAAGACCUCGGGCGAAGGAAAAGUGCUCUUACUGACAAGAGGAAGGAGAAGAAGGAGAAAGAGGAGGAGACAGAAGAGGAGGACGAGSAGGAACCUUUUAUGUUGAGGGUGGAUGGAGGUGCGUCGCAAAACAACCUGCUCAUGCAACUGCAAGCCGAUCUGCUUGGCUGCUCGGUUCUCAGACCAAAAGAUCCAGAGACCACAGCCCUGGGGGCAGCCAUAGCAGCCRGAAUUUCUGUAGGCAUGUGGACAGAGGAUCAGGUUUUUGCUUCAGGGGCUCUGCAUCACCAUGAAAACAUCGUUCAGAGCAAAAAUGACACUGGGGCGAAGUCUAGCAUGAGUACAAACAAAAGCAACAAGGAAGUGGGCGMGAGCAGUGUUGCAGUGUUUCRACCRCAUAUUUCUGAUGAGCAACGGCAGAAAAGAUAUGUGUCAUGGACACGUGCAGUUGAGAGAUCGAUGAACCUGGCAGACUUGUACUGACAUUAUGUGAAGACUCGUUUGAUUUGUCCUGCUCAGCGUAUCCCCUGCACCACUACCAAAGUCACACUCAGGCUCUUUCUGUGGGGCUAGGGAUGUUGGACCUGCAUGCCACACUAUUUCUCUUCCCUCAACCACCCUCCGCACCUUGACCCCCCCUUCCACCUCUCCCAUGUUUCUUUUCUACCCUUGUGCUUUUCUUGAUCUUGAAAAUUGGGUGCAUUUUUUGAAUUUUCCAUUCCAUUGCUGCGCAGGGUGCAACCCGGCAAUUGAACAUUUUUGCAGCAUUAAUUUGGAAGCAACUCCAGCUCUGUUUCCUUGCCAAAGUGAUCUACUGCUACUGCAUACUACUGGGCCAAUUAUGCUCUCAUGUGUGAAGGYGGCGGCUUGGAUGAGAGAUCACUGAUAAGCCUUGUGUGGGCUAAGAAGUUGGUUCAUARGKACCAAACUAUCUGGUCCUCAUGCAGCUAUAUGAUAAACCAGAUACAGCUCC